UUCAUUAUUUUACAUUCAACACACCCGAGAAGUUGCUCCUCUGAUAGAAUUAGAAGAGAAUAAAAUUAUUUUCAAUAUGAUAUAUAAUAUUGCAUUAAUUUUUUUUGUAAUCACAAUAAUGGACUUCAAUCAAUUAAUUCAGUGCGGAAGUAUUCCAACCAGUUGUAAUAAUUCUGAUCACGACACUAAUACAGAAGACGAGAAUCUGUACCGUUCGAGAUUUACAACGACUUUCGAAUCGUUCUUCCCACUCAUCGAUAAUGAGUACUGGAUAAAAGCGCGAAGGGAACCAGCAUUUCAAGAAAAUAUUUCCCUCUCGAUGUAUCGUUAUUACAUGGCUCAGCACUUGUAUGCUCGUCUAGUGCAAAUAAAAUCUGCGAAGGGUUUGGCAAGCAGUGAUGAGAAGAAAUACGCCAAUCACGUCCAAUCACUGGCCCCAUCAGUCCCAUACGGUGCAUUCACGUAUUUGAGUUCGAUAGGUGACAUAGAAGUUCUGGAAAUAAUCGACGAAUACGAGAUGGAUUUUCGAAGAUUUUUCGAGUACUCGUUCAUCGCAUGGCCGAACCAAGCUGGUCAUUUUGGACCCAUCGACUGGGACAAUCAUUUCCUGUAUAUGUCCUUUCCAGCCCCAGUAAUGCUCGUCCUUGCGAUUCAAGCAGAUCUUGAAGAUGGAAAAUCAUUCUGGACACUAAUCUCGAAAUAUAUUCCAGAUUCCCAUUACUCGAUGUUGCAACCAACAGCCAAUUUAUUAGGAUGGAAACCACCUGCUCUCGUUACAACCUCCCAACGUCAGAAGCUCCAGUUGUCUGGAAUAACUGGAGACGGUUUUGACGUAAUUAAUUCACAGUUCCAAUUCAAUCCAAAACUCAUGGCUAUGGUCCAUUCUUAUUUCAAAGCUUGUCCUCAGGCGAUUGUCAAUAUAAAAGAACGAUACAAGAGCAAGAAGCAGAAUUUUGGUGCGAUGGAGCAAUUGGCAUGGCUGGAACCAGAGGUUGAUACUUAUUCAUUACCCAGCAAAACCUUCGCUUUCAGUGAAAAGCAUGUACUGGCCGUUUUGCAUCCACUCCAGACCGGUACCGAAUAUUUGAACAAAUUAUCACUCAUCAUGGGAUUUCGGGUUAAUAAAUACAUAUAUCCUGAUGAUUGGGCGAUUUUUCAAUGGAGUCCCAAUAGAACUAUUCCUCAAGAUUGGAUAUUGACGAGAAAUCGGAUUUUCGAAUUCGGGGAUAUCGGUGAAAUUAGUGGAACUACUAUUCCCUUUUCUUAUGAGAGAGAUGGGAUCAGAACAGAAUUUCUCGAGAGGUGUUAUGAAGGACAGCCCAUGUAUCAGUGAUUAUAAAUUAAAUUGUAUAGUAAUUGUGAUUGCAUUUAAUUGAAUAUCCGGAGUUUUGUAAAAGAAAAAAUUGA
Fopius arisanus is the source of this 1407-nucleotide messenger RNA. RefSeq lists its product as uncharacterized. The transcript is spliced from 2 exons. The coding region runs from base 77 to 1333 and encodes 418 amino acids. NCBI's taxonomy places the organism in Eukaryota, Metazoa, Arthropoda, Insecta, Hymenoptera, Braconidae. The record is from RefSeq and is a predicted model, not a curated record.